Molecule: messenger RNA, 1903 nt
Organism: Agelaius phoeniceus (red-winged blackbird)
Lineage: Eukaryota; Metazoa; Chordata; Aves; Passeriformes; Icteridae
Source: RefSeq, a predicted model, not a curated record
ACGAGGACUCGGCGAAGAUGGAUCCCGAGUCUCCGCCCCGCGAGCUGGAGCUGUCGGCGCUGGAGGCCGAGAAGGAGCCGAUGGCGGCGGCGGCCGAGCCCGAGCCCGGCUCCCCCCCUCAGCCUCCCCCUCCCCACCGCGACCCCACCCCAGCGCCGGCCGCUGCUCCGGGCGGGGAGAAGAACGGGCUGGUGAUGAAGAUCCCGCCCGAGGAAGAGGAGGAGGCGGCUUUGGGGGGCUCGGGGGUUUCAGGGAGCCCCAAAUUCACGGGGCUGGGCAAGGAGGAGCUGCUGAGGGAGGCGGGGACGCCGCUCUGGGCCCGGGCCCGCCUGGUGCUGCUCGUGCUCUUCUGGGGGGGCUGGCUCGGGAUGUUGGGCGCCGCUGCCGCCAUCGUGGCCCAGGCCCCCCGGUGCCAGCCCCUGCCUGCCAAAGCCUGGUGGGAGCUCGGGGCGCUCUACAGGGCCCCCCCAAAGGCGUUUGGGGGCGAUCUGAAAGGUGUGGAGAAGCGUUUGGGGUACCUGAAGGAGAAGCUGCAGGUGGGGGGGCUGGUGCUGGGCCCCGUGGCCCCCCAAAAACGCCCCGAGGAUCUGAUCCCCCCCCUGGAGGAGCUGGACCCAGACCUGGGCACCAUCCAGGACUUCAGCGCCCUCCUGCAGGCAGCCAAGGACAAAGGACUGAAGGUGAUUCUGGACCUGACCCCAAACCCUGGGGAUCGGGUCUGGGGGGAUGCAGCCAAGGACCCCAAAGUGCACCAGCAGGUCCAGGCUGCCCUGAGCCGUUGGCUGAAGCAGGACAUUGCUGGGAUCUUCCUGGAUGGCAUCGAGGAGCUCCCGCCCUCGGUGGUGGCUGAGUGGAGGAACCUGACAGAGCAGGAGCCGAGCCCCAGCGGCGUGGCCAGGGUGCUGGUGGGGGGCACCCCGCUGCAGGACCCUUGGCUGCUGCCCCAGAUCCCGGGGGGGCUGCGCCUGCUCCUGGGGCCCUUCCUGCAGCCCCUGCAGCCCAAACCGGACCAGGAAUCGCCCGAGGGAGCCGUGAGGAACCUGCUCACUUCCUCAGAUCCCCCAAAUCCCCAAAAUCUCCCUGUGGGGCUGGGCUGGAGUGGGGGUCCCCCGUGGGAGUCCUGGGUGAGCCCCAGCCUGAGGCUGCAGCAGCUGCUGCUGCUCUGGGGGCUCCCCGGGACCCCCGUGCUGAGCUACGGCGACGAGCUGGGGCUGCCCCGGCCCCCCAAAAACCAACAGCUGCCACCAAUGCCGUGGGAAUCCAUCGAGGACCCGAAAAAGGCGGGGAACGGCUCUGAGCCCCCGGAGCUGGAGCUGUGCACGGCGCUGGCCUCGCUGCGGGCCCACGAGCGCUCGCUGCUGCUGGGGGAGGCGCUGCCGGUGCCCGCGGGCUCGGCCGUGGCGCUGCUGCGGCGCUGGGACCAGAGCGAGCGCUUCCUGCUGCUGCUCAACCCCCACGGGGCCCCCCUCAAACCCUUCUCGGUCAAGAGAGACCCCCUGGACCCCCCCCUGCCCGAGUGGGCCACGCUGCGCCUCAGCACCGGCCCCAGGGAGCCCGGGGAGCCCCAGGUGCAGCUGCAGGAGCUCAAGGUGGGGCCCUACCAGGGGCUGCUGCUGGGCUUCCCCUACAGCCCCCAGUGAGCCCGGGCACCCAAAGCUGCCUUGACCCCCCCUCAGCACCCCAAACCCACCCUGACCUCCCCCAGCACCCCAAACCUGCCCUGUGGAGGACCCUCCUCCACAGCCAUCCUUGCUCACCCUCACUUGGGGUCCCACAUUCAUCUCCCCUCUGUCUUUUUUUGGGUUUUGUUUUUCUCUCCCCAGCUCAGUUUUGGGGUUUUUUCUUUGUUUUCUGGGAGUAUUGGGGUCCCCCGCCAAUCUGAAUAAAUGAAUUGCAUUUGUGA